Messenger RNA from Grammomys surdaster, 1461 nucleotides. RefSeq names its product oogenesin-3-like. The transcript is spliced from 4 exons. NCBI's taxonomy places the organism in Eukaryota, Metazoa, Chordata, Mammalia, Rodentia, Muridae. Gene Ontology annotation, biological process: negative regulation of DNA-templated transcription; positive regulation of cell population proliferation; negative regulation of apoptotic process. Gene Ontology annotation, cellular component: cytoplasm. The record is from RefSeq and is a predicted model, not a curated record. Bases 1 to 1461 code for a protein of 486 amino acids.
AUGGGAGUUUUGGAUGAACAUCACUUUCGACAGAAGAACAUCACAAUGAGCGGCACCCCAUCCACACUCUUUCAGUUGGCAAGACACAGUCUACUGACAGAGGAAGCUUUAGUCAUUUCUGCUCUGGAGCAACUACCUAUUCAUCUAUUUUCAACACUGUUCAAAGGAGGCUUCACAGACAGGCAUACAAAGGUCCUGACUGCAGUGGUGUCUGCCUGGCCCUUCCCAUACCUUCCUGUUGGAGCCCUGAUAGAUAACCUUGACCUGGAGACUUUGAAAGCACUGCUUGAUGGGUUGAAUGUCCUGUUAACGAAGAAGGUUCAUUCCAGUAGGUGCAAACUCAGAAUGCUUGAUUUGAGGAGGAAUGUGAAGUAUAAUUUCAACAGCAUACAGGUUGGAUCCCAUGAAGAUAACGGCUCACCACAGACGUGUCCUCACCCUAGGAGGAGGCUAUAUUUUAAGGUGGUAACUGAUUUUGAACUCACAGAGGCCGGUUUAGAUGAAUGGAUUAUAUAUUUGUUGCAAUGGGUUAAGCAGAGAAAAUCUUCCGUUCAUCUAUGCUGCAGGAAGCUGCACAGUUGUGCCUUACCAGUCUCUACUGUCAGAAAGGUCUUAAAAUUGGUGGAUUUGAAUUGUAUCCUGGAGCUACGGCUGAGUCAGUGGUUGCUUGAAUUCCUGGUAGAUCUUGUUCCUUACCUGGAGCAGAUGAGUAAUCUUCAGACCCUCGUGUUAGAGGGAAUUCAGGAGCCCUUCAGUGCUACUACUUGUGAAGACCAGGAAGAUGAGUGGCAUAGCACGUUGCUUUCUAUGCUCCCCAACUUCGUCCGUCUCCAGAAUCUCUGUUUGAAUGAUAUCUACCUUCUAGAAGACUCCCUUGACAAGUGGCUCAGCUGCCUGACAACCCCUUUGGAGACAUUGUCAAUUAUUGGCUGCCAUCGCCUCUUACAGUCGGACUUCGAGUACCUGCCCCAUUGUGUGAAUAUUCGUAAGCUCAAGCAUCUGAACCUGAAUGGUAUCUUUCUAUGUGAUAUACUCCCUAAGCUUCCGGGGCUCAUCCUUGAGAAUGUCUCAAGUACCCUACAAAUUCUGGAACUGGAGCAGUGUGGGAUGACAGACUCUCAUUUCAAAGCCCUCUUGCCUGCCCUGAGCAAAUGCUCCCGGCUCCUCAAAGUCAACUUUUAUAAGAAUGAUCAUAUCUCUCUGCUUGUCCUGAAGGACCUUCUUUGUCACACAGCCAAGCUGAGCCAGCUGACCGAGGAGCUGUACCCUGCCCCUCUGGAAUGCUAUGAGGGUAACAAGAUACUUAAAGACAAAUUUAAGCAAUUUUGUCCAGAGCUGCUGGAUCUACUUAGGGCCCUAAGGAAGCCCAAGAAAGUCUCCUUUGCUACAAGAUCUUGCUGGGAGUGUUCACAUUCCUGUUAUUAUUCUAACCUGGGGGCCACAGAUUGCCUUUGUCAUUAA